Molecule: messenger RNA, 2255 nt
Organism: Trichogramma pretiosum
Lineage: Eukaryota; Metazoa; Arthropoda; Insecta; Hymenoptera; Trichogrammatidae
Gene: Trxr1
Product: thioredoxin reductase 1, mitochondrial-like
Exons: 8
Coding region: 224-1864 (546 amino acids)
Biological process (GO): glutathione metabolic process; cellular response to oxidative stress; cell redox homeostasis
Cellular component (GO): cytosol; mitochondrion
Molecular function (GO): glutathione-disulfide reductase (NADPH) activity; thioredoxin-disulfide reductase (NADPH) activity; flavin adenine dinucleotide binding
Source: RefSeq, a predicted model, not a curated record
CCGAGCCUCACUUUAUACAUACUUGCAUGAAGCGCAAUGAUUUUGCAAUGAUUUGCCGAUAUAUUUGUGCGCGAGAAUCAUAUCUAUAGAAGUUCGUUUCUCGACUUGCCAACCGACUGUCCGAAUGACAGGCGGCCGGAUCAUCCGCGAGAGAGUAUUCAAAAUAUUGUAAUUGCUCGCGAGUUGUCGUUGAGCCUGUGUGACCUGUAAGUACUGUAAGUUUAUGAACACCGGUAUUGCCUCAUACACAAUCAUGCUGUCGCUUCGUGAAGCAACGAAACUCGCGCGCCUAAUUGUUGGAUCCGCAGCAACAAGCCCCUCGAUAGCACAUCGAAACUUGUUAACGAUGAACAAAUCUUGGUUAUUUGGACAGGUUAUGUGCGCCGCUUACUUCUCCUCCCAUCAAUAUGAAUAUGAUUUGGUUGUAUUGGGAGGUGGUUCGGGAGGUUUGGCUGCAGCAAAGCAAGCAACAGAGCUAGGUGCUAAGGUUGCUGUAUUUGAUUAUGUCACACCCUCUCCUCAAGGAACAAAAUGGGGUUUGGGAGGUACCUGUGUCAAUGUUGGUUGCAUUCCAAAAAAACUCAUGCAUCAAGCUGCUCUCUUAGGAGAGGCUGUUCAUGAAGCAGCUGCUUUUGGAUGGCAAAUUCCAGAACCAAAAAAAAUCAAAAUUGAUUGGGAAGCUAUGACACAGGGUGUUCAAAAUCACAUUAAAUCUGUUAAUUGGGUCACUCGAGUUGAGCUUAGGACUAAGCAUGUUCAAUAUAUCAAUGCCUUAGGAUAUUUCAAGGAUCCUCACACCAUUGCCGGUUUAAUGAAAAAUGGUCAAGAACAAGUUGUAACUGCCAAAAAUGUACUUAUCGCAGUUGGUGGUAGACCCAACUACCCAGAUAUUCCAGGAGCUGUAGAAUAUGGCAUUACUAGUGAUGAUUUAUUCAGUUUGAGUAAAGCUCCAGGAAAAACAUUGGUCGUUGGCGCUGGAUAUAUUGGUCUUGAAUGUGCUGGAUUCUUGAAUGGAUUGGGAUACAAUGCUACUGUUAUGGUGCGAUCAAUUGUCCUUAGAGGUUUUGAUCAAGAUAUGGUUAAAAUUGUUGUCGAUGAAAUGGUCAAUCAAGGUGUUAACUUCAUUCAUGAGGCUAAGCCUAAGUCAAUUACGAAACAGGAAGAUGGAAGUCUACUUGUGCAUUAUGUUGAUAAGGACGGUCAAAUUAAAAAAGAUGUGUAUGACACAGUAUUAUUUGCUAUUGGUCGUUAUGCUUUGACUAAAGAUUUGAAAUUAGAAAAUGCUGGUGUAGAAACAGUUAAAGAUGGAAAAAUUGAUGCAAAUAACGAACAAAGUAACGUCCCUCAUAUCUAUGCUGUUGGCGAUGUUUUGCAUAAACGACCUGAACUAACACCUGUAGCUAUUCACGCUGGAAAACUUUUGGCUAAAAGACUCUUUAACAAUGCUACUGAAACGAUGGAUUACACAAACGUUGCAACUACUGUAUUCACUCCUUUGGAAUAUGGCUGUGUUGGCCUUAGUGAAGAACAGGCUGUUCAACAUCAUGGUGAAGAUAAUAUUGAAGUUUAUCACACCUAUUACAAGCCCACAGAAUUCUUCAUCCCACAAAAAGACAAUAGUAAUUGCUACUUGAAGGUAGUGUGCGAACGUGCUGGAGAUCAAAAAGUUCUUGGUAUGCACUUUGUUGGACCCCAUGCUGGUGAAGUUAUUCAAGGUUUUGCUGCAGCCAUGAAAUGUAACAUGACAUUUAAACAACUCAAGUCAACAGUUGGUAUCCAUCCUACAGUGGCUGAAGAAUUUACUCGCGUUCAAAUCUCUAAGAGAUCAGGAGUUGAUCCCAGACCGCAAAGCUGUUGCAGUUAGAGAUACAUUAAACUUUUAAAUAAUGUUUUCAUCUUUCUGUGGUUGAGAAGGAUUGACACAGUUAUUCCAGUUCACAUAUUUAAUUUUGCUUUUUUUACACAAUUCUACUUGUAUAUAAUGUAAUAUCUGGAAAACCUGAUGCUUGUGAUUUAUAACACCUUGUAACUAUUCUUCUAAAUAUUUCCUCUUGUAUAGGAUUUCUCUUAACUACUAAUUUCAUUUGCUCAUGUACUUUAAAAACAAAAAGUGAUUUUUGACGUUAGUAUAAAAACACUAAUACAAAUUUUUUUAUAAACUUUUAAGUAGACACCAGAAAAAAAUUUUUAUGGUUUUAUUAUUUGAAUAAUAAACUAUUUGCGAAGCAAUAAAUGUCAUUGUUAAUCUUGAGAAA